AACUUAACCGGGAUUAGAUUAGGUUAUGUAUGUAUGUACACAGUAGGACCGAUGGCGCUACCAUCGAGGGCUGCAACUGCUGCAAGCGGGUUAGAAGUGGUUGGAAGUUGGAAAUCGCAUCACUGCUUCGCAUUACACGAAAAAUGGCAGAGAAUUUUGGAAGAGAAACUCCACCGAUUUAUAACGAGGAAACCAAGACUGCGGGACAACCGUUGUCGGAUUUCUUGUUGCAAUUGGAGGAUUAUACACCCACGGUACCUGAUGCCAUCACUGAACAUUACUUGCAUACGGCUGGUUUUAACGCUAUAGAUCCUAGGAUAGUACGCCUGGUAUCAUUAGCAGCACAAAAGUUUAUCUCAGAAAUUGCCAACGAUGCACUGCAGCACUGUAAAACACGUGGUGCUAAUCAGAAUACAAAAACAAAAGGAAAGGACCGACGUUAUACUUUGACUAUGGAAGAUCUGACACCAGCAGUUGCAGAAUAUGGAAUAAUAGUGAAGAAACCACAUUAUUUUGUUUGAUUGAACAAACUAUGCAAUUUGUUGUAUUUAAAUUACAUCAGUACGAUUAAUAAUAAGUAACUACAUUUUCGCGCAAAUUUGUCAUCAAGAGUCAAAAUAUCAUCCAUAUAAAAAAAAUAUAUUGUUAUAUAAAGGAAAAAAUCAUGUCCAC
This is a messenger RNA of Cyphomyrmex costatus, 672 nucleotides long. RefSeq names its product transcription initiation factor TFIID subunit 10. Gene Ontology annotation, cellular component: transcription factor TFIID complex; nucleus; SAGA complex. Gene Ontology annotation, molecular function: RNA polymerase II general transcription initiation factor activity; promoter-specific chromatin binding. Gene Ontology annotation, biological process: transcription initiation at RNA polymerase II promoter. The record is from RefSeq and is a predicted model, not a curated record. NCBI's taxonomy places the organism in Eukaryota, Metazoa, Arthropoda, Insecta, Hymenoptera, Formicidae. The coding region runs from base 30 to 521 and encodes 163 amino acids. The transcript is spliced from 3 exons.